Molecule: messenger RNA, 1656 nt
Organism: Archocentrus centrarchus (flier cichlid)
Lineage: Eukaryota; Metazoa; Chordata; Actinopteri; Cichliformes; Cichlidae
Gene: irf1b
Product: interferon regulatory factor 1b
Biological process (GO): immune system process; regulation of transcription by RNA polymerase II
Cellular component (GO): nucleus
Molecular function (GO): DNA-binding transcription factor activity, RNA polymerase II-specific; RNA polymerase II cis-regulatory region sequence-specific DNA binding
Source: RefSeq, a predicted model, not a curated record
UGUCAGUACCUACUUGGACUCAAGAGAGGUCUGCGAAAGGAUUACUUAAAGACGAGAAGAAGUUUCUCUUAAACCAGCAGGAUUAUUGUUGCAUUUUUUCCUUCUCAAAUCAGAGAGUAAAUAAAUCUGCAAACAUGCCAGUAUCAAGAAUGAGGAUGAGGCCAUGGCUGGAGAAGAUGAUCGACUCCAAUACAGUUUGGGGCUUGGCUUGGAUUGAUAAAGAGAAAACAAUGUUUUCCAUUCCCUGGAAACAUGCAGCUCGACACGGCUGGGAGGUGGACAAGGACGCAUGUCUGUUCAAAGAGUGGGCCAAACACACAGGGAAAUAUGUGGAGGGCCAAGUUUGUGACCCCAAGACAUGGAAAGCCAACUUCCGUUGUGCAAUGAACUCACUGCCUGACAUCGAGGAGGUGAAAGACAAAAGCAUUAACAAAGGCCACCAAGCGAUGCGUGUCUUCAGGAUGCUGCCUGCUAGUCAAAAAUCUAGAGAUAAACGGACUAAAGGGAGGGAGUCAAAGGCAAGGAAGAAGAGUUCAGCAGUUAAGAUGGAGGAGAGAGAAGACAGCUACAGCGACACUCAGUCUCCCAUACCGCACCAGUGGCAGAAAAACACUCAGGAAAACAGAGUCGACAGCACAGUGCAGACAGACCAGCCAGAUUUCUUCUUCCAAACUGACGUACCUGAAUGGUCUUCAUCAGUCGAGAUUGGGCCUGACACCUUCAGCAGCAGAUUUCAGGUUUCACCUGAUCACAGCUCCGAUUACGACUAUCCAGAAGACAUUAUUGAGAUUUGCAGAAAACUGGAGAAAGAAUCAUCACACUGGAUGACAAGCAGUUUAGGCGACAGGGGAUUCCUGAGCAAUGAACCAUGCACCAGUCCAGGAAGCCAGUGGAGUGAUUCUUCAUCAGCCGACGAACUAGACGACACACGGCCACAGUACACAACUCCAGACUUUCCAAACAGCACAGACGAUAUCUGGACUUUUGCCAACAGCUCCCGCUUUUGCUUUAAAAUCUAAAGGACAUUACAGGACAAUUCUUUUACACUGGACUUUUGAACUACAAUCUCCUCCCAUCUGAGACCUCCGCUCAGCAAAGUCAUCAUCAUCAUCCCUCGGGUUUCACACCCUAAGCUCUCACGCCAUCCCCACCCGAUUUGUGCUGUUUGUUUGAUGUUGGAAGCAGUUUUGCAGAGCCACCCUCAUCUCUCUCAUUCCUAUAUGUGAAGUUGUGAAUGGAAUGAAGUCAGCUGUUUUGUAAAAGGAAUUACAUGCUCAACAUUGUUCUAUAGUUUUGGCUGGUUCAAUUCACCAUAGUUUUUGUUUUUUUCUGUUAAGCUCAGGCAUGGUAAUUCCAUCAUCUUACACAACCACUGGCAAUUACAACAAAGCUAACAUUAAGUCAAUAGUGCAAAUAUGCUCAGAUUCAGUGCAAAAGGUAGUUAAUGUAUAGUGUAAAAUAGCAAAACAAAAAAAUGCCAGUCACAUAUUUUUUUGGUUUUUCCGUUAUAUGUUAAAGGGAAUUUUUGUUUAAGUGACCAAAACCUGCAUCUUUGUCCUGUUGCUCGACAAACAUCCCAUGGCGCUUAAGGUGUUGUUAAUUGUAUAUAUGUGUGUUGUUGUUUUUUUUUAAUAAAAUCUGAAAACUGUAAAAGAA